AUGAGCAGCGCGAUGAAGAUGGACUUUAUCUGCAAAGAGCCGCCGCGCGUCCCCGAAGAUGCGCCAGUGCUCGAGCUCGACGACGCGGGCGUGAGCGACAACGAGGACUCGGAGGACGACCAGCUCGAGCACGCGGCGUGGCAGGACGUGGACGUGACGCCGGCCGUCGAGCUCGUGGCGAAACUCGUGCGCGAGUCGCUGGACGCGGGCAAGACGUACAACAAGAGCAUUACGGCCAAGACGUCGCAGCUGCUCACGGGCUGCGACGGGCUCUUGCUCGAGGUCAAGAGCUUGAGCGAGACGCGCGUCGAGUGCCGCCAGCGCUCGAGCCAGCGACUGGGCCAAGGUGGAGGCUGUUUGUGCGGCCAGGCAAUGGCCAUGCUGCCAUUGCGCAAUCCAGACGACGUGGCAGCGGUCGAUCAAAAGGGUGUGGACAACCCUGCAGUCGUGGCGAAGCAGGCGGUGGACGAAGCGACGGAAGACCAGACGGACCGCGGGCUGGCCAAAAUGGAGACCGCGAUCAUCCGGUUGAAAGAGAUGGCGGAGCUCAUUCAGGCCACGAGCAUGCAGGGCGAAGCCAACUUGGUGUCGAAAGUGUCGCUGCAAAGCGGCACGUUCCAGGCACUACAAGCAGCCGUGCAAGCCAGUGCUGCUGCAGCAACAGCGACGGCUAUUGCACAGGAAAGUGGUCGCUCGUCCUCAGCUUUUGGCAGGUUGUGCAUGCCAUUGCAGGUGCAAAAGCUACAGGAAUGGUACUACUCGUACCCACGACCGCUACUCGACGAACUGACGCUCAUGCGCACGAUUCUGAACUACCGGCCGUAUGCGAACCCGUUUUACUUGGGUGGUCUAUCGCUUGCUCAUGUGCGCGAUUGGUUCAAGCGACGUCGUUUCCGGGAGCGUAUGCGGUACGUCAAGUUGGCGGUGGAAGCAGGCCAUGAUGCCCAAGCUGCCGAGGAGGAGAUUGACUUGCGUUUGGAACAGCGCAUUGCUCACUUGCGUGCUUCUGUGGAUCCCAAUGAGCUUGUGAAGGAGGUCGACCGUGUACGAGCACAGAGCUAUUUGUUUGAUGCAGCGGUGAACGCGUUUACGAGACCUGACAAUAUCCGGUCUUACAUAGCAGCGUCACAUUCUGUACCGACCGCUGCAGAGCAUCAAGGAAGUAAUGUCAACGGCCGUGUCAUGGGCCAGCGCACGCCGGACUUGGACAUGGAUGAUUCUUACGCGGUCAAGCGUGCUUCUGUACUGGAAGUCAUGGCAUUGCAAAACCGGCUGCGUAGUCUGAUGAAACAGUCAAAGUCGACGGUUGUUACGAAUGGGCUACAGCAAGUGGUCGACUUGUUGCGUGCUAUGAAAGUCGAGCCUGACGUGCGUAUCCAGUCGGGCCUCGUAGCAGAUUUGAAGCUAAUUUUGAAGGAAUACACUAAGCCAACACUGCUACGCAAGACUACUAUUGCCCUUCUGGAGAGUCUGGGUAUGAAUCGACGCGCUGUGGUGGAGCCGGACGCCGAUGGAGACAUGCCGUUAUCCGCACCAGCAAGCCCAGCACUCAGCACGGCGUCGAGCGCGAAAGGAAGAAUUGGUCUGAAGUAUGGACAUUCACCGGGGAAUGAUGUAGAGAACAGAAGCGCAGUCUUUGGUGAUGAUUCUUCCCUCCUACUGUCGGGAGAGCCGCCGAAGAAGAAAGCGAAGCCUGCUAUCAAACCUCGCGGAAAGGAACGAAAAGGACGCGUGUUGCGGCCUAUGAAAUUUUCGAUGGAUCAGCUGACGGCACUCGAGGCAUGGUUUCAGCAGAAGUACAAACCCUCGCAAGAAGAGAUGGAAAACUAUUUGGAGCAGUUAAAUACCCCGCCGCUCCGAGACGCGAAAAAACAAACGGUAGAUGUAAACAUGACACAGCUGCGGCGGUGGUUCAACAAGCGGCGGUGUUUGCGUCGGCCUCCCUUCGCGUUGAUGACACAGCAAGAGGCUGCAAAGGAAGGAUCAAAGAAUCCUGCGGUUCUCAAGGCAGUGUUGACUCCUACGAAUAUUGUGGAGACUGUAGAAAGCAUGGACGCCGAUGAAGAGGUUGUGGACGCGAGCUUAGAGAUCGAGCACCGCUCACAAGAUGGUAAUAAGCGCGAAUCUAGUGACGACGAUGAUGACGAUGAUGACGACGACGACGACGACGAUGACGACGACGUUGACGAUGAUAGCAGCGACGAUGGCGAGCACCUUAUUGACCUGGCUUUGGCCUAG
Messenger RNA from Hyaloperonospora brassicae, 2238 nucleotides. The record is from the annotation of a GenBank genome assembly. Lineage: Eukaryota; Oomycota; Peronosporomycetes; Peronosporales; Peronosporaceae.